AUGGACCAGAGGGAGAUUCUGCUGCAGAACCUGGAAAGGGCCCAAGGCAAGAAGGUCAACAGAGAAGAGUUUGUGGAGGAGUUUUUGAAGCUGAAAAGGCAGUCGACGAAGUACAGGUCGGAUAAAAUCUACCCUACAGCAGCAUCUGAGCAUCCAGAGAACAUCAAGAAGAACAGAUACAAGGACAUCUUACCGUUUGACCAUAGCAGAGUGGAGCUCUCCCUGAUUACAUCAGAUGCAGAUUCUCAUUACAUCAACGCCAACUUCAUCAAGGGUGUCUAUGGGCCAAGAGCAUACAUCGCAACCCAGGGUCCUCUCCCCACUACUGUCACUGACUUCUGGAGGAUGAUCUGGGAGUAUAAAGUCCAGGUUGUAGUCAUGGCUUGUAUGGAGUUUGAAAUGGGGAAGAAGAAAUGCGAGCGGUACUGGGCAGAGGUGGUUGGUCCUGCCCUGCGCUGUGGCCCUUUCUCCAUCACCUGCGAAGCCGAAGAGAAGAGAAAUGAGUAUGUGAUUAGGACUUUAAAGGUGACCCUGACCACGGAAACUCGGACUGUCCACCAGUUCCACUACAGAAACUGGCCAGACCAUGACAUUCCCUCAUCCAUUGACCCCAUCCUGGAGCUCAUCAGUGAGGUUCGCUGCUACCAGCCCAAUGACAGCGUCCCCCUCUGCAUCCACUGCAGUGCUGGCUGUGGGAGAACAGGAGUCAUCUGUGCCAUCGACUACACUCAGAAGCUGCUGAGGGAUGGAAUCGUUCCAGUGAACUUCAGUCUCUUCAGCCUGAUCCAGGAGAUGCGCACGCAGAGACCUUGCAUAGUGCAGACCAAGGAGCAGUACGAGCUGGUGUACGAUGCAGUGAUUGAGCUCUUCAAAAGGCAGAUUAAAGCUCUCGAUGCCCAGGCAGACUCUGCUGCUUCACAGGUAAAAGCGAUGCACCCUGGAGCCAAGCCCCUUCUGACCCCCGUGGAAGACAUUUAUGCUCUGCAGCUACUGAGCUGCUCAGAGCAGGAGGGACAGGAUGUGCCCCACAGCAAAGCAUCCCUGCCAUCGCCGUCUGCCCUGGGCAUGCACCACAGCUCCAGCCGUGGUGCCCCUGCCAUCAGACAGGCCAUGUCCUUCGGCGCUCUGAACUUCAGCAGCUACAGGAGGGCAGCUGCUGCCGAGGAGUGGGAUGCUGGCAGUGCUCUCCAGAAACACCACAGCCUGGAGUUCAGCAGCAUCUCUCCCGAGCUCCUGAGCCCGCGGCCGAAGGGAGCAGGCAGAAGAAAGCCUGGUGGCAGAGUGCCCCUGACACGGACUGCAUCGACGCCCUUUGUGCUGGCGCAGUGGGGAGAAGGCCAGGAGUGGGAUGGAAGGGAUGUGAAGCCUGCUUGGAGCUCACAGCUGCCAAACAGCUGUCACUCGAGCUUUCAGAUGGAGGGGGAGGAUGGAUUUUCCCCUCUCGAGCUGCACUGCCCAAGCCCAGAAGAGAAUGCCCCCCCGAGCCGCAGGAACCAUGGGCAAUGUCCUCACCAUCACUGCUGGUCAGCAGAGGACCCCUACUUCUCUGCCCUCUCUCCAGAUGACUCUGAGGCUCUGGUGUUUGCUGAGUGCUUUGUGGAAGGGCAGGAGGCUCUUCCUGCUUCCCGUGCCAUCCAUGCCCCUCUGCAGCCUGCCAUGGCCAGCUCCCCGCCACCCAGACCCGUGUCCCACCAGGCUGCCCUGCUGAAGGAGGAGAGGACAUCCCCCCUGACCACCCUGCCACAGCCAGAUGAUGAGGAUCCUCCGCCCCUGCCUGAGCGAACCCCCGAGUCCUUCAUUGUGGACAGUGGCUCUGGACAACUCCCUCUGGCUGCUUCUGACUUUCAGCUUCCAGGCAGCAGUACAAACAUCAGAGCCUCUCUGGAGCAGAGUGGUGACUCUCACUCGGAGGUGUCUGCUGACUCAGUGAGACUGAGACCAUGCCAGAGUGUGAAGCUGUGGAGCCCACAGACAGAGACAGCUCAGGAUCACUCUAACUCUCCUCCCCCGCUUCCUGCAAGAACCCCGGAGUCAUUUGUUCUUGCUGAUGCAGCAAGUCUGCAGCCUGCUGCAAGAAACCCUACCAGGAGUCCUGCAGGGCUGGAGAGCAACACUUCAGAAACGUCGUCCAAAGAGCCUGCAAAAUGCUUCAGGAGGAGCAAGAGCUUGAAAAUACUGAAAAAUGUGAGAAAGAGCAUCUGUGGCCCACCCUCGCUGACAAAAGCAUCGGAACCUGCCCUGACACACCAGUCGAGAUCUCUCCUCAACUUCGCCUUUGCAAAUCGAUUUUUAAAACCUAAAGGACCAAGAAGCCCACCACCAGCAUGGGACAUUUAG
Molecule: messenger RNA, 2337 nt
Organism: Pogoniulus pusillus (Red-fronted tinkerbird)
Lineage: Eukaryota; Metazoa; Chordata; Aves; Piciformes; Lybiidae
Gene: PTPN22
Product: protein tyrosine phosphatase non-receptor type 22
Exons: 21
Coding region: 1-2337 (778 amino acids)
Biological process (GO): positive regulation of toll-like receptor 9 signaling pathway; positive regulation of ERK1 and ERK2 cascade; positive regulation of granzyme B production
Cellular component (GO): cytoplasm; nucleus
Molecular function (GO): non-membrane spanning protein tyrosine phosphatase activity
Source: RefSeq, a predicted model, not a curated record